Ostrinia nubilalis (European corn borer) is the source of this 1153-nucleotide messenger RNA. Its product is annotated as perilipin-4-like. The record is from RefSeq and is a predicted model, not a curated record. Gene Ontology annotation, cellular component: plasma membrane. Bases 86 to 1048 code for a protein of 320 amino acids. The transcript is spliced from 2 exons. NCBI's taxonomy places the organism in Eukaryota, Metazoa, Arthropoda, Insecta, Lepidoptera, Crambidae.
AUUAAAGACAGCUAUUGUACUUGAGGUAUUUAAGCGAAAAUUUCUCAUCGAGACAUUAAUUCCACACACGACUUCCGGAUUCAUCAUGAAAUUCGUAUUGGUCUGCUUCCUCGCUGUGCUCGCGGUGGCCGCGGCGCGCCCACAGAUCAGUUUGGACGGCAUCAGCGCUGGGUCCGGCACCAAGGCAGGACAGCCGGAUACCGGAUUGGACAGCCCAUCCGGCAUCGCCCCAGCCUCUGACUCCGCGUUGUCGAACGGCAUCAGCGCUGGGUCCGGCACCAAGGCAGGACAGCCGGAUACCGGAUUGGACAGCCCAUCCGGCAUCGCCCCAGCCUCUGACUCCGCGUUGUCGAACGGCAUCAGCGCUGGGUCCGGCACCAAGGCAGGACAGCCGGAUACCGGAUUGGACAGCCCAUCCGGCAUCGCCCCAGCCUCUGACUCCGCGUUGUCGAACGGCAUCAGCGCUGGGUCCGGCACCAAGGCAGGACAGCCGGAUACCGGAUUGGACAGCCCAUCCGGCAUCGCCCCAGCCUCUGGCGCCGCGUUGUCGAACGGCAUCAGCGCUGGGUCCGGCACCAAGGCAGGACAGCCGGAUACCGGAUUGGACAGCCCAUCCGGCAUCGCCCCAGCCUCUGACUCCGCGUUGUCGAACGGCAUCAGCGCUGGGUCCGGCACCAAGGCAGGACAGCCGGAUACCGGAUUGGACAGCCCAUCCGGCAUCGCCCCAGCCUCUGACUCCGCGUUGUCGAACGGCAUCAGCGCUGGGUCCGGCACCAAGGCAGGACAGCCGGAUACCGGAUUGGACAGCCCAUCCGGCAUCGCCCCAGCCUCUGACUCCGCGUUGUCGAACGGCAUCAGCGCUGGGUCCGGCACCAAGGAAGGACAGCCGGAUACCGGAUUGGAUAGCCCAUCCGGCAUCGCCCCAGCCUCUGGCGCCGCGUUGUCGAACGGCAUCAGCGCUGGGUCCGGCACCAAGGAAGGACAGCCGGAUACCGGAUUGGACAGCCCAUCCGGCAUCGCCCCAGCAUUUGGCUCCUAUAUUGGCUGAUAAUGUAAUAUUGUGUGUUUAAUGUUUCUUUUUUUUGUUUUUCUCUUCUUUUAUUGUUCAUUUUCAUUUGUGUUUUCGUGUCAAAUAAAGGUUUUUCUAUUUCUA